Molecule: messenger RNA, 1827 nt
Organism: Oppia nitens
Lineage: Eukaryota; Metazoa; Arthropoda; Arachnida; Sarcoptiformes; Oppiidae
Product: nucleolar protein dao-5-like
Exons: 3
Coding region: 133-1788 (551 amino acids)
Source: RefSeq, a predicted model, not a curated record
UAAUAAAUCAUUCAAACGAUCGGUUUGUCAGUUGUCAGUGAAUUCAUAGUUUUAAUAAAAAACAGUUGACAUCAUCUGCUGAUAAGUGAAGAUAUUUUUUGUUUAUUAAAUCAAUUAAAAAGACAGUUAGUUAUGGGUCAGCCAGAGAAGGACAAGAAGAAGGGCAGCGAAGACAAAGGAAAAGUAAAGAAGUCGACGUUGGAUUCUAAGAAGUCGUCAUCGGAUCCUAAGAAGUCGUCGUCCGACAAGAAAAAGCCAUCAACCGAUCCGAAAAAGUCAUUGAAACCGUUAUCCGAUCCGAAAAAACCGUCAACAGAUCCGAAGAAGCCAUCAGCGGACCCUAAAAAACCAUUGUCUGAUCCGAAAAAGGCUCCCAAUAAGCCAACAUCUGUUCAGAAAAAGCCAUCGUCUGAUCCAAAGAAAGAGGGAAGCAGUGGUUCAUCCGGUGCUCAGAAGUCGAGCGAUAAAAAUAAAGUGGUUUCCGAUACAAAAUCAAAGACCAUUCAAAAGAGUAGCGGUUCUUCAGGGCUUCAGAAGAAGAAAUCUGAUCCAAAGAUUACGCCAAUAAAGUCCGGACCAAUGAUCGGCCAAAAGAAAUCAGAGCCGAUAAUUGGGACCAAAAAAUCUGAACCUAAAAUCACCACUAAAUCCGUACCAAUGAUCGACAAAAAGAUAUCCGAACCGAAAAUCGAGUUUAGAAAAUCGGAACCAAAGAUUGAAAUGAAGAAAUCGGAGACUUCUGUUAAGCCCAUAGACCUAUCAGCGGCUCCGACAGUGGACUCGGAGUUCGGUAAGAAAAAACCGUCCGAACCAAAGCUGCCGACAAAAAAACCGUCCGAACCUAAAGUGGCCACUGCUUCGGCCGACAAUUCUGCUGUCAGUGGCGGCGGCGGCGCUACUGUCGAUACGACAUCAAAACCCGAUGACAAACCCAAAACCACUUCAUCUGAUGGAACUCCGGCCGACAGUUCGACCAAUGGCUUAGCGAUUGCACCGACGAAGAACAAUGAACUCGUGAAUACAAGAGGAACACUGUUUUCGCAAUUAAGAAACAGAGCAAACAAAAAUAAAUUCAAUGAUUCAAAGAAGUCGUCGACUGAAGCAAAGAAACCAUCAACGGAUCCAAGCAGUGGUUUAUCCGGUGCUCAGAAGCCAUCGAACGAUAAGAAUAAAAUAGUUUCAAAGACUAUUAAAAAAACUAGCGGUUCUUCCGGGCUUCAGAAGAAAAACGGCAAAAACGAGUCAUUGGUUGACCUAAAUAUUCUUAGGUAUCGGUACCGUGACAUCAAUGAAGAUCGAGUAUCUGAUCCAAAAGUCGUCACAAUUAACGCCAGUGAUAGGCGCGCUGGACGUGGCGCUAAGGGAUCUUAUCUGGAUUCACGUUGCCUGACCGUCAUUGAUGUCAUACUAGAGGUUUAUGACUUUUUAGGUACUUGUUUGCAAAAAGAUGAACCUGAGUAUUUUGUUAAAUAUAUUUCACAAGAUAUACUCAAUGUUCACACGGAAUAUAAUCUCUGCGAUUGCCGCAACAACUGGACCGUCACAGUGGCCAAACUAUCAACAAUAUUGACUUUUGAUGCUGAACUAAACUAUCUGACCUCGGUCACACCUCUUGGGAAACGUUAUGUCAAGUUUUCACUUACAUACGACUUCAAGAGUUCAAAUUCACCUCAACGAUACAUAACUGUUGCCGUUGAGAAACAGGUAGCUUCCCGAGGACCGGCCGCUGGACUCACGCCAUCGUUGACACCGAAUCGAUCGCUAGGACGGCCGUCGUCACAGAUUUAGUGAUUCGCUUUACCAGUUUAUCACCAGUAGUUGUAUUGA